Molecule: messenger RNA, 3557 nt
Organism: Ectocarpus siliculosus
Lineage: Eukaryota; Phaeophyceae; Ectocarpales; Ectocarpaceae
Source: the annotation of a GenBank genome assembly
AUGAUUCAACCCGGACCAAGCUCCCUUGGCUCUUUUGCUGCUUUCAAGGCGCACGAGUUUGUGGCACACGCCGGCAAGACCAACUGCGUCGCCGUUGGGCCGCGAUCGGGACAAGUCCUGGCUACCGGAGGAGAUGAUAAGAGAGUAAAUGUGUGGCGAAUUGGACGUGCCAGCAGCAUUUGGAGCCUCACGGGAAACAGCUCGGCCAUCGAGAGCCUGCGGUUUGAUCCCACAGAAGAGUUCCUGGUGAGCGGGAGUGCGGGGGGUGCCGUAAAGUUGUUCGACCUCAGCGCCGGCAAGAUGACCAGGCACUUCCGAGGGCACAUGUCCAACGUAACCGUCAUCGACUGCGGUAGCUUCGACCGCCGUUUCGUCACUACUGGUUCGAUGGACUGCCAGGUUAAACUGUGGAACGUGGAGACGAAGGAAUGCGCCAUGGCGUUCAAGGGGCACAACGCAGAGGUCACAGACGUCCAGUUUAGCCCCGACGGCCAUAUUCUGGCCUCGGCGGCCGCGGACGGACAGGUCAAGCUGUGGGAUCUGAGGGCCGGAAAGCCCAUGCACACGUUCCAGGCGUGCUCGGGAGCUGUGCGCGCGAUUCGAUUCAACCCUCAGGAGUUCUUGCUUGCGGUGGCCACGAGCGAUCGGACGGUGAAGCUCUACGACAUCGAGUUCAUGGAGCUGUUCUGUCCCACGGCGCCGGAUACAUGCCCGACCAGGGCGAUCACCUUCGACCCAGACGGGCAAAAGAUGUACUGCGCCAGCCCUUCCGGCCUGCGGAGGUGGAGCUGGGACAACGACACCGCGUCCGCGCGGCUGGAGGCCAUGGGUGACGUGCCGUGGGGCAAGGUCGGGGCCGGAGCGCUUCACUACAACGCCGACGGCCAACAGCAGUCGAGACCCUCGAGGGGUAACACGUUUCCUGCAAGCAGAGACGGGCAGCGCUCCCACAGCCGGGAUUCCAAGCCGACGAUGGAAAAGGAAGCAAGCGGCGGCGACGACGGCUCGAGCGGCGGCGGCUGCGCCGGCAACGCCGGCAACGCCGGCAUGCCGGCCUUCCAGGUUCUCGGCCGACAGGUGGUCCUUCUCCCAACCGCCGCCGAGGAAAAAGUGAGGUCUUCUUCCCCGCUGGGGGGCCCAGCCGCCACGCCAGCAGCAAAUCCUUCGGGGGUGACGGUAGGAGGGCCCUCUUCGGCCGUCGGCGGCAGGCUCCAGAACCGACACGCGGCCCGCGCGGAGGCCGUGGCGGCGACGGUCGCCGCCGUUGCCUCCGCCAAGGCCGCCACCGACGACGCGGUCGCCUCCGUGGCCGGCUCGAUCCGUCACCGUAGCGUCGGCACCUCCAUCUCGGACACGCUCGUCAUCGCCGACGGCGGCACGGCCGACCAAGCAGACGACAGAGCUGGGGGCAGGGAGCAUCGGCCGGCGGCCUGGUCCGAGCCAGCUCCCGGAAAAGAUGACGGAGGGAACUACGGCCGUGACAGCGGCCGGGGCGUUGCCGCGGCCCUGGGCGUGGUUGCCGCCGGCGAUCGUCACCGCCUGGGCGGUGAACGGCGGGCGGCGGGGGGAGCCGGCGGCGACGACGACGAGUGUAAGUGGCACAAGCGCGUCGCGGGCGCGUUCGCCGGAGUGGAAGGCACAGCGGACGAUGAGAAGGGGGUGGAGCGAAGGGGCGAUAGCGGCGGCGACGGUAGCGGCGGCAAGAACCGAGGAAAGCGUACCGCGGAUGAAAAAGAGGCGCGACGCGAGGAAGACGGGACGGAUAGAGCAGCAAAUGCUGGCGUGUCUUCGGGUGUCACGCCCCGGUUUACGGUGAACCCUUGGCCCAAAGAUUCGCGGGUAGAAGCAGGAGGUAGAAUCAGGACUGAGGUACCGGGAGGAGGACAAGAUUCGCCUCCGCUCUUGGGCUCUCCCGAACCGGCUCCGGCUGCCGCCUCGAACCCAGCUCGAAGCAAGAACGAACCUCCAUCUUUCCCGUCUUCGUCUCGGCGGUCUCCGGACCGCCCUCAACCGAGAGAGAAAACACACGCCGUCGUCACGCGCUCGUCUGCGGUGGGAUUUCCUAUCACGACGGCCGACGGCAGCAGUAGCGGUGGCGAGAGCAAUAGCCCGCCUGCCCCCUCCGGAGGUUUGCCGCCGGAAGCGCGUAGAGCGGGGGGUGUCAGCGCGGUUGCUGCUGCUGCUGCUGCUGCUGCUGCUGCGUCUGGGUCUGAACCCGAGGGUCUGAGUGUUGCCGAUAUCUUCGGAGGCGGUGGCGGCGGUGAUUGUGGUGGUGGUGGUGGUGGUGGUGACGAACUGGGCAUGACGCGUCCUAGAACGGCCACGAGGCGUUGGGAUAGACCGGGGCCACCAGGCGACGACGAGGUCAUCGCCAAGACGCUGCUUUCGCGGGCAACCGCGACCUCUACGCUGUCGAAUCGCUUGACUCACCUCCGGAUGCUCCGGUAUGGUUGGGCGGACGGCGACGUGUCUGGCACCAUCUCGAAGCUGACACGGCUUGAGAGGUCCGCCACUGUUGCCGACGAUUCUCCGAGGACUGUGGUGGCGGACUUUCUGUGGGUGGUGCCUCUCGACGGGACUCGGGUGACCCUCGACCACUGCUUGGAGCUGAUGCCGCUCCUGGAGGGGUUGUGGAAGCUCGAUGCGGGCAGUUGUGUCGCCGCGGCGACGCGGUGCCUGGAGUCGAUCGUGCGACGCUUUGGAGGCUUCAUUCGGGACACUCUUGCGGCCCCGGUUGCCGCGGGGAGGGUGGACUUAGCCAGGGAGGACAGGAUAGCUCGCUGCCGUGAGGCGCACAGGGCCUUCAUUCGGGGCUAUCAUCACCUCGAGAGAUCCGAAGGGGAGUUCUACGAGGACAGGAGGAUAGCGGCCGUGGCGGAACGACUGCGACCCUUGUUCGAGAGCUACUUCAUGUCGUGACAUGCAGCUCGAGCCGUCAUGCGGUGAAUUGCUAUCGCAGACGUCGCUUUCUCUCUCUUGGACACUUAAUGAGAACGCAGAUCCAGGACCUUUGGAGUGGUUCCGGGGGUGCGGAGGGGAGCCGCAACAUCGUGCACGGCAAAUCGUUGAACUUGAUCAGCAACGAAAAGGUCUCUUAGUAACGUUGGCAAGUCAAUGUGUUGGGUUCUAAUCCCUGGUGUGACACGUCUGGUUACAGCAAGCGCUUGUGUGUGUAUGAAAAAGGGGAACGACAGCAGUUCAGCCUCUUUAGUGAUAAAACUUGAAGGCGAACACCGCAGACAAGUUCUUACGUGGCUCCGGCUGGUACAACCAAAACACAUACGACUGUGUAGCCCAGGGCAUCCAGAAUGGAUGUUUUUUUUCAGUCAACAAUCCGCGCUUUUUAAGCAGCUCUGGUUUCCCAGAGUAGCUGGCCUGAGGGUUUGGAGUCUGCCGGUAUUUCUUAAGGGCGCUCGCCAAGCACCGGGACAGCGGUUCAACAAUGCUGAGCCUUGUGUCGUCGCAUAUGCGAAGAGCGCUGCAUGAGUAGCUGGGUUCAGGGCCACACAGAGAAAAAUCGUUCGGCGAUACAUGCCUAAACGUUCAGCACGAAAGAA